AUGGCUUUGGCACCCUUGCUUCUGUCGUCGGUCUCGGGUUGUGGUAAGCAAGAUGCCGUCGUGGUGUAUGACCCUGUCGCCGGCAAUACAGUCGCCAGUUUUAGUGGCGAAACAGCCACAAGAGGCACCCUCACUGCCCUCAACGAUGUCAUAUUCAGUGCUGUAGCCAAGAAACCCCUACUUCAGAUGUGGUCGUUUCAGUCUAACUCGUCGUUCAAACGUCUCACAACCAAGGGAGUUGUUAAUGCUCUCGCCUUCACACAUGACGGCUCCUUCAUGUACUUGGCAAUCGAAAAGAGCAUUUAUGUGUAUCAGGUUUGCAGUGGAUGCUUGAUAACAGUCCUUGAAGCAAGCCACAUGGCACCGAUUGGAUGCCUCUUGAUGUCCCAGCGACAGGCGGCUCUGUGCCUCCCCCUACUCGUCUCCGCCGACACGUCUGGCCUUGUCGCGUGCUGGCCAGCUUUGGUUGCUGCUGACGCUGCUGUAACCAUUGGCGACGACGAUUGCACUGAUGCUGCUGCUGCUGAAAAGUCCUCCUGUGGCUCACACAAACCCCUCUGGUAUGUUGUUCAGGCCAGUCGAAGCCUACCGUCGUGUGCUUUUGUUGCCGAUGGUAGGAUGGUCGCGUGCGCCGGAACCGAUGGUCUCAAGGCAAUGACAGGCAAAGAUGAAAACACAUUUGAUCUAAGUCUGGAAAAUUUGGUGGAUGGGUUGUUCGGAGCAGAGACAGGUCGAUUCGUGUACUCCGCAUUGGGGCAGAGUCGCCCCCUGCUGUGUGUCUGUGCCCUCCCCCACGACGACACAUUUGUCUUCGCUGGAACCGACAACGGCAUUCUCCACUCAGUCUGGAUGAAGAACCCUGAGGUGUGCACGUCAUAUGAAGUCUCAUUCAGAAGGUGUUUUGCAGAAACCGAGCUUUCGUCCACAGACAAGGCGAUAUGCUGUGUGUGUGCCAGUCCGCCUGAAUCCAGUCUUCGUCUACUGGCAGUGGGAACGCGCAGCGGUUUGGUGGAAGUUCUGCGUCUGGACGCGUGUCUCGUGCGUCUGCAGAGAUUUUCCGUUUGUCCGUCGGAGGGCGACACCGCGGCCGCACCACGUAUCACGGGCCUCGUGAUGAUGCCGCGGCCAAGUUGGCUGCUGGAGGAGCAGUCGCUGGCCGCUGCUGCGCCCGACCAAUCACCCCAGGACGCACCGUCCGACCCCCUGGCAGCUAUUCGUCCACUCAAACGACAGCUCGGCUGGCAACCGGACGACAUUCUCUACCUCAAAUUGCCCAACCCCAAGCAGAACCGCACGCUGGAUAGCUUCGUCAACGAAAUCUAUCAGGAUGAUUUCCUUCUGACUAAGCCGCCACCCGCUUUCGCUGUGCCAGUUGACGCCGUCGUCACUACAGCAUCCGGCAGGUCAGAGACCUCGGCUGAGCUUCAGCAGUUGAAGGAAGAGAAGAAAGCCUUGGAAAAGAAAAAUGGCGAAUUGAUGCGCAUCUUAGUCGCAAACUGUUUGCACUACUAA
Messenger RNA from Mesocestoides corti, 1512 nucleotides. NCBI's taxonomy places the organism in Eukaryota, Metazoa, Platyhelminthes, Cestoda, Cyclophyllidea, Mesocestoididae. The record is from the annotation of a GenBank genome assembly.